Molecule: messenger RNA, 4122 nt
Organism: Xiphophorus hellerii (green swordtail)
Lineage: Eukaryota; Metazoa; Chordata; Actinopteri; Cyprinodontiformes; Poeciliidae
Gene: popdc2
Product: popeye domain cAMP effector 2
Exons: 4
Coding region: 164-1273 (369 amino acids)
Biological process (GO): regulation of membrane potential; striated muscle cell differentiation; skeletal muscle tissue development
Cellular component (GO): sarcolemma
Molecular function (GO): cAMP binding
Source: RefSeq, a predicted model, not a curated record
UAUAUAUAUAUAUAUAUAUAUAUAUAUAUAUAUUUAUACUCAGAAUCAGCUGUUUAUUUUCGUACCCAAACACUGCAGCUUGUAGCUCUCCAGACUCUGAGUAUCUAGGAAGUUAUUUCAGUCGCCGUUUUAUUUGUUUUGAGCGUCCAACCAAACUGCAAACAUGAGCGCGGACAACUCGACCCUGUGGGACGGCUUGUUUUCUCCGCCGGUGUGCGGCGGCUGGAGCAACAACACCGAGGGCGCCAUCUAUCACCUGGGCAACACCAUCCUGUUUCUGGGCUACAUGGGUGGCAGUGGGGCCUUCGGCGCCCUCUUCAUCUUCGGCUUCCUGUCGCCCGCCUUCCUGUGCCUCGCCCUGUGGGGCUGGCUGACCGUGUGCGGCCCGGACGUCGUCUCCUGGAGCCUGCUGCUGCUGGCGGCCGCCCUGCUGCAGAUCUGCCACCUCCUCUACCGGCUCCACCAGGAGGGCCUCCGCGGCGAGGAGCUGACCUCCCUCUACCAGGCCGUCUACCUGCCGCUGGGCGUGCCAGUCCAGGCGUUCAAGGACAUCGCCAAGGCGUUCAAAAACAAGGCGGUGGAGCUGAAGGCCGGAGAGACGUACGCCCUGGAGGGCAAGACGUACAUCGACCAGCUCUCCUUUCUGCUGUCUGGGAGGAUCAAUGUGUCUUUGGAGGGUCAGUUCCUGCAUUACAUUCACCGGCACCAGUUCCUUGACUCCCCUGAGUGGGAGUCUCUCAGACCAAAUGAAGAAGGAAAGUUCCAGGUGACGCUGACGGCAGAAGAAGACUCCCGCUACGUCUCGUGGAGUCGCCGCCGUCUCUACAUGCUGAUAUCGAAGGACCGUUACAUUGACAACCUCUUCUCCGUCAUGCUCGGCUACGACAUUUCCGAAAAGCUCUACAACCUCAACAACAAGCUCUACAUAAAGAGCGGCGUGCUACUGGACAUCCGCCUGCCGAGCCUCUACCACGUCCUGGCGCCCUCCUCGCAGGGCAGCGACGGCGGCAGCGGCAGCGACGGCAAAGAACAACACAGCCAAGACCUGGAACCAGCCUACCAGUCGUCUCACCCCGGACCAUCUCAGGCCCUCAAACCUGACCAACAGGGACCAAGGACAAGCAAUGUGUCCGCUGAGGACGGUCCCCAUCACCGCCCCUGGGCCACGGAGAUGCCAUCUGGUGAGGAUUCCACUAGCCUGGUCCUGGAGGACUUUGCUGAUGUGGCGGGCUCCUUAAUGGACUAUGGCAGUGAGAAAGAUUAUUUAAGGUAGAGAGGCAGGGUGCUGGAGCUAACACACUGGGUCACCACGUAAGCUACAUGAGGUGCCGGUGAUGGGAAUUUACCUCCUCGGUUCCAGAGACGCAGAGCUCCGCUGGCUCCCACCGACACGCCCAAGCUGUGAAGCCAGCUCCUUCUUCUUCUUCUGUCUUCAGUGCAGCAGAACGAAGCAGACUCUUGCUCGCAUCUUCUCCAGCCCCAAACAUGUGGGACAUUUCGUCUUUGUUAUUUUUCCCUGCAUCCUUUUGCUGAAUGAUGCUGAUAACACACACGCUCCCCUCACCCUAACCACGCCCCAUUAGUUUCUCGUGUCACAUUUUAAAGAACAUUUGAACUAAUUGAUGCGCUAUUUAGAUUAUUUUAUUUUCAAAUGAUGCUAGCGAACUAUUUCUUUAUUGGUACACAAGGAUUUUUAAGUGGAUUUAGGUUCAGUGAAAACCAUAUAUUUACACACUGCAUAAAAAAAUUGUUUCCUCACUCUGAAUGAGUUAAUUUUUUUUCUGCCACACUUCUCUGUUAAAAACGCUGUAGAAAUAUCCAGAUAUCAUACGGUUUAUGAAAGAGAGCGGUUUUCUGUGCCAGCCGAGAGAAGGGUUUUGGUGUUAAAUGAAACCCAGAACAUGAACAAAAUACCUAGUAGAGACGAAAGGACAUUCGGAGGAAGAAGCUAUUACCCAUAAGGACGUGUAACAGUCUUCCAGUGCAGAUAAAAACCUUAAUCAUGGAGACAGGUUCUGUGGUUUGAUGAAACAGAAACUUGAAGACGCGAUCCACUAUUUUCACUUCCGAUACCGCUACCGAUAUUUGAGGUUUAGAACCAGCCGAUACAGAAAAACAGUGCUGAAUUGACUUGAAAUGUUUCUUUUUUUUUAAAACACAGACCUAAAAGUACCAAAUUACAACUUUCUUUGAUAAUUCUGCACAUUUAAAUGCACCAGCAGCUUCACAUGCUAACAUGUAAAAACACCACGACUUUAAUUUGUUCAGUAUAAGAGCCGAUGUGAAAUAAAUGAUAAACUGAAAAUGACCAAAACAACAGGCUAUCUACCUUGGUCAAACAUGUAAAUAAUAAAGAAGGAGCAACAACAUGAUGUCGCUCAGAGUACAAAGCAUAGAAUUAGAUUUAAUAGAUCUACCCUUACAGAUUGGGCACAUUGUCACAGAUACCCAAUCUAUAAUUAAAAAAAAAUAAUAUCGGGAUCGAUACCGAUAUUAAUAUCUGAUCGGUGCAUCUCUACUAAUAUUAAGAAUUUUGGCUACAAUAACUACAAUUAAAUUUAGUUAAAAAUAUAAAGAACACUGCUAGCAUGAGAGCAACACGCCAGCAAUAAGUUACAGUGUUGGCAGCAUCACGUCGAGUAAAGCUUGGUCACAAACGGAUCUUCUGAUUGGACGACCAGAAUAUCACCAAAUUUAAGUUGAGAAGGGGCUUGAGGAAAACAAGUCGAUUUUUUUGAAGUGACCAUCACCAAACCGUAAAAAAUGCAGAAAAAAAAGAGGUAGUAUAUAAAUGUAGCAAAACUCGUUUUGUCAAGAGGAAUGCUAAUGCUAAUGUCUAGCUAACUAUUUUGACGAGCUUGUGGAAGGAAACCCAAAACCUCUGACACAAGCUAUCCAGCUUAAAGAUCAUACGUUAAGCAGACCUACAUGAAUCUCAGAAAUGAAAGAAAAUACAAAGGAAUUAGCUCAUUCUUGCAUUUAGCAAACAGAAAUACAUCACGUAAUCCUGACUGAUCUUCAGCAGGAACCUUUUAGUCAGAUGUGCCAAAGCAUUUAGGGGAAAAUGUUGUUAGAUUAUGUGUAAAAAUCUAGUAGAAAACCGUAGUUAGCCUCCUUAACUCUAUUUUGAAUCCAACUUUUGACACUGAUAGAUGUUUUUGCCAGAAGCUGUUCACCUUCAACAGAGUUUUUCUUGGUUUUUAAAGGGACUGCGUGAAUCAAAAGAAAAGCAAAACAAAACCUCAGAAUUAUCGUCACAAGCUCUUCUACUGACGAUGAUGAAUUUCUUCACUUUGUAGAUAAUGCAUCCCACUAAUGGUAAUAAACUCAAUUAGUUAAGACCUUCAUGGAGGGAUUUAUCAUACUUUCCAUUUUCAAAACAUUAAUUUUCCACGUAUUGAUUUAAGAUUCACUUCUACUCUACUUAAUCACUGUUUUGUCUCACAAAUGAAACUGUUUAUCCUAAUGAGUCUCGCACGGAUCCUCUGGAUCUGAUUCACUGGAACUAGAUGGGAAACCAAUCCCAGCACUAACUGGGAUCUGGGAGAACAAGUGAGGAAAACUUUUCAUGAGAGUUGCAUAUUUCUCCUUGUUUCUGUAAUGAGGAAACGUACUUCUUUCCAUUUCUCUGAAUCCUGAUCCUCCUGGAGGACGGAGGACGCUUUCGAUGAAUUCAUCCAUUUGGGGUUGUUUUUUUUUUGUCCCCUCGUAUUUUGUCGAAGUUAAUGGUUUAGUUUUUCUUCGAUGUCUUGCUCUAAUUUCAUAAACGUGUGAAAGCUUGUGGUUCUGAUGGUGAAUUUCUCUAGCAGAUGUCCUUUUUCCCUUUGUUCCCAGAUGACUCAAUACGUGCCUGCAGCUCACAUGUUGAGUUUUAUUACAACAGGCGAUGUAGUAUGCAAAUUAAAACGAUAAAUUGAGCCGUUUCUGUUAUUGAUAACGAAAGAAAAGAAUAAAACAAUCAUGGGGCCAACAUUUCUCCAUAAAGCUGUGCAGUGAAUGUUUUCCAAAUGUCUUCUGUGCAUAUGUUUUAUGUUUUCUUUUUUGACAGGAUUAUACAGACCGUGAUGAUUGUACAAUCCAGACUUCUGGCGCUUCACUGACUGUAAAUCACUACGAGAAGAA